This is a messenger RNA of Pleurotus ostreatus (oyster mushroom), 324 nucleotides long. RefSeq lists its product as uncharacterized. The coding region runs from base 1 to 324 and encodes 107 amino acids. The record is from RefSeq and is a predicted model, not a curated record. The transcript is spliced from 2 exons. Lineage: Eukaryota; Fungi; Basidiomycota; Agaricomycetes; Agaricales; Pleurotaceae.
AUGAACCCUGCUACUUCCCUACCAUAUUCCCUGCCACCAGCUCCGAAAUAUGAAAAACAAUCCCAUAACCCAAAACUCGACGGAACCAACUAUGCUAGCUGGAAGGACCAUGUUACCGCGUUCUUCUAUGCUCAAGACCUUGGCUCUAUUCUUGAACCUGCACCUCCCGUUGCUGGUGCUGCUGCCUCUGCUUCAGCCUCUGAUGCGGAUAAGGGUCCUAACCCUGCCGAGUCGCUGUUCUCGGGGCUAUCGAAGACCGCCCAGAUGCAAAGCGACACCAAGGCCUACGGACUCAUCUUCUUUUUUGACCAUCAACCGUCAUAA